Messenger RNA from Paramuricea clavata, 1642 nucleotides. NCBI's taxonomy places the organism in Eukaryota, Metazoa, Cnidaria, Anthozoa, Malacalcyonacea, Plexauridae. The record is from the annotation of a GenBank genome assembly.
AUGGCUAAACGAGGAGAAACCUGGAGUGAUGAUGAAGUAUUGGCAUUAAUAUCGAUUUGGAGUCAAGAAUCAAUUUUAAAGAUGCUGGCAACAUCACGUAAAAACGAGGACAUAUACGGGAAAAUGAGUGCAAAACUGGAAACCCUGGGGUUCCAACGCGAUUUUACACAAUGUAGAACAAAAGUUAAGCACUUGAAAACCACAUAUAAAAAGUACAAAGAUGCACUGGCUCGUUCAGGGGCUGCAAGAGUGAAAGAACCGAAGUUUUUUGAGCAGCUAGAUGUUUUUCUUGGUGACCAACCUGAGGCCACUGGAAUUGAUGCAGCCAUCGAUACUUUGUCUUCGUCAAUUUCAGAAGAAACGGAAAAUAAAUCAGAUCUAGGCAAGUGGAAAUUUAAUCUUUCCUUUGUAUUAUUGUGUUUAACUACAGAUAUUUUUUGCAUAGUCUGCAUGAUUAUCGUUUUCUUGCAGAAAUAUAUCGGUUGUUUAUAAAAUAUUUUGCUAGUUUUGUAAGAAAAAAUUGAUUUUUCCACCUCAAAAUUGCGAUUCCCUCGUUUCUAUUCCCCCUAUACAUGGUGCCAUCACUGCUUGGCCAUUGUUUGGGCAGUGUAUAUAAACAGUAGAAUUUUCUAAAACUAUCUAUAACUGAUUCAAAUUAUAGGCAUUUCAUUUAGCUUUUUGAUUUUUAGAAUUGGAUUUAAUAAAAAAAUAUGGUGAAGGGAAAAAGUUAGAGAAAAAAUGCAUAAACUGUGGUACUGCAACAAAGAUUCGAACAUCUGGGGUACACAUCAGUGAUAAUGGAUGCAUUGGUGUGUUUUCUGAUGAUGAUGAUUUUGAGUGCUCUGAUUGUGGUUGCAAAGAAGCAGGUACAAGUAUUAUGUGCAUUGGGUUAUUCCAGAAAACAUCCAUACCACACCCACAGAGGAUAUUAACCCUCCUACCCCCUUUGGAUGUCCUAAUACAUUUACUAUUAUCAGGAACAAUGUUUCUCCCCUCCCCCUCCGGACGGCAGAAAUUUCCUCCGUGGGGGGAGUAUGGAUCUUUUCUGGAACAACCCAUUGUAAAUUGUGAUACAAGGUUUUUAUAAUUAAUUGAACUGCUUGGCCAUGGAAGGUUGAUAUAUUAGUGCAUAACAGAGUGGCAGUUAGAAUGUUAUAUUGUUAUUAUCUUAAUAGGUGAAGAUAUCCAUGAUUCAAGUGAAGAUGGUGAUGAUGAUGAUGACAAUGCUUCAGAAAUUAUGUCUGAGUUAGAAAAAGCUGUUGGCCAUGAAACUCCAGAUCUUGAUGCACAAGAUUCUGAAGCCAGUGGAUCAAAGCCAUCAAAUGCAAAACGCAAUAUUAUAGGAUCAAUACGAAGUAACAAGAAGAAGCAAAGAUUGUCAAAACAAGAAGAAUUUCAAAAAUGUAUGGAUGAAUUUACAAAAUCCCAAAAGGAAUCAGAUGAAAAAAUUUUGGAAGAAAUGAAAAACCAGGUUAAAGUUGAUGCUGAGCUACGAAAACAAGAAUUAAAGGCAUAUGCUGAUUCGAUGGCAUUACUGGCCAAUGCCAUUUCAAGCAGACAGCAGCCAACUGUGCAACAACCUCUCAGUAAUCAGUUUUAUUUUGAAGAUGAAAACAGCACCAAAACAUAUUAUAAAUUAUAA